Nematolebias whitei (Rio pearlfish) is the source of this 1646-nucleotide messenger RNA. It is a transcript of the gene peli3, whose product is annotated as pellino E3 ubiquitin protein ligase family member 3. Bases 74 to 1486 code for a protein of 470 amino acids. The transcript has 7 exons. NCBI's taxonomy places the organism in Eukaryota, Metazoa, Chordata, Actinopteri, Cyprinodontiformes, Rivulidae. The record is from RefSeq and is a predicted model, not a curated record. Gene Ontology annotation, molecular function: ubiquitin protein ligase activity; protein binding. Gene Ontology annotation, biological process: regulation of Toll signaling pathway; protein K63-linked ubiquitination.
CACACGGAACCGAGCCGCUGCUGGACCUCCACUGGCGAACAUCAGCGGUGAGCACCAGUGGUGGCCGGUGGGCAUGGUUUUAAAGGGUAGCUCAGAGGCACUGUGUCCCCCCCCUUCUCUGGAGCUGCGUCCAUCCUGCAACAAGAGCCAGUCCUCACCUCCUUUGGACUCAAGCUCACAGCCACACAACGGAGUAUUUCCUGAGGACAAGGAGCCUGUCAAGUAUGGGGAACUCAUCAUACUGGGGCACAAUGGGUCACUGGCCAACGGAGACAAAGGUCGUAGGAGAAGCCGCCUUGCUCUUUACAAGAGACCUAAAGCCAACGGGGUCAAACCUGAUGUCAUCCAUAAUGUCUCCACACCUCUGGUGUCAAAGGCUCUUAGCAACAAAAGCCAGCAUAGCAUCUCCUACACACUGUCUCGGAGCCACUCUGUCAUCGUGGACUACACAAAUGACAUCAACACAGACAUGUUUCAGAUUGGCAGAUCUACAGAGAGCAUGAUUGACUUUGUGGUUACGGAUACGGCGGGCAGCAUCAAUGGUCAUGGUGGGGGUGCGGCGGUGGAGGGCGGAGUUCAGUCGGCUCAGAGCACCAUCUCUCGCUAUGCCUGCCGCAUCAUGUGUGAACGCAGCGCUCCCUUCACAGCUCGCAUCUACGCUGCUGGCUUUGACUCCUCUAAAAACAUCUUCCUAGGGGAAAGAGCAGCCAAAUGGAGAACAUCUGAUGGUUUGAUGGACGGCCUCACCACCAAUGGAGUCCUGGUGAUGCACCCAGCAGGGGAGUUUGUUUCUGAAACGGCUCCUGGUGUCUGGAGGGAGAUCUCAGUCUGUGGCAACGUCUUCGCCCUGAGGGAGACCCGCUCCGCCCAGCAGAGGGGAAAACUGGUGGAGAAUGAGUCAAACACCCUUCAGGAUGGUUCUUUGAUUGAUCUAUGUGGAGCCACCCUGCUUUGGAGGACCUCUGCUGGACUGCGUCAUAUUCCCACUCUUAAACAGCUGGAGUCCCUGCGGCAGGAGCUGAAUGCUGCCCGGCCUCAGUGCCCUGUGGGCUUCAACACCCUGGCCUUUCCCAGCCUGGCGCAGCGUGAGAUCGUUGACAAGAAGCAGCCCUGGGUCUACGUCAACUGCGGCCAUGUGCACGGUUACCAUAACUGGGGCUAUCGCAAGGACAAAGGACACACCAGCUCAGGGGGCACAGCCCCAGGAGGCACUGGCGAGAGGGAGUGUCCUAUGUGCCGGAAGGUGGGCCCCUAUGUGCCUUUGUGGUUAGGCUGUGAGGGCGGAUUGUACUUGGAUGCGGGGCCCCCUACUCAUGCUUUCUGCCCCUGUGGCCAUGUGUGCUCAGAAAAGACAGUGGUGGGGUGGAGCCAGAUCCCAUUACCCCAUGGUACGCAUGCCUUCCAUGCUGCCUGCCCCUUCUGUGGGACCUGGCUGACAGGGGAGCAGGGCCACGUUAAACUCAUCUUCCAGGGCCCCGUGGACUGAAACACACCUGUGGUUUGUUUCUGGACAGGAUAUUAAAGAACUUGUUGACUGAAGAAUAGACAGGAGCCGAAAUGUGAAUGUGAUGAUGACAAACCCAGAAUGACACGAUCCAGCUAACAACAACAGAAGAUGCAAAGGCUUGGAAUGGAAAGGGUGUUUG